Messenger RNA from Phyllostomus hastatus (greater spear-nosed bat), 1364 nucleotides. It is a transcript of the gene TMEM150B, whose product is annotated as transmembrane protein 150B. The transcript has 8 exons. The coding region runs from base 310 to 1032 and encodes 240 amino acids. The record is from RefSeq and is a predicted model, not a curated record. Lineage: Eukaryota; Metazoa; Chordata; Mammalia; Chiroptera; Phyllostomidae.
GAGAGGAAGGGAGAGCACAGUGAGGGGACCGCAAGUUGCGGGAGGAGGCGGAGUCGCCGGGGGCCCCACACCCAGCAGCCUGAACAGAAAGUGCAGUCAGAAAGGGGGUGGGCCUGCAGGCUUGCCUGUUCAACCCGAGGAGGUGUGCAGUCCUGGACUUUGGCUCUUCAGAAAGCUUUUGCCCGCCCCAACCCCACCCCAUCUCCCAGCAUUUCGUCUCCGAACCUCUCACACAGCUGCCGUCAGCCCAGUCCUGGGACUAAGAGAGUUCAAGACCGGCAGCCCUAUGCUUCAUGUGCAGAGCCUGGCAUGAGGGGCUACCUCUUCCUGCUACCUGUCUUCCUGGCCAUCUGGGCUGCUGUUAGCAUCUGGACCGUUUUUGCGAUCGCCGUGGCCAACAGGUCUGUGAACCUUACGGAAGGCGUCCCCUAUAUCAGUCUCUGUGGAUCGUACCCCCCUCAGAGCUGCAUCUUCAGCCAGCUGCUAAACAUGGGAGCUGCUAUGGCUGCCUGGAUCUGCAUUCUCCGCUACCACCAGCUCCGGGAUUGGGGCGUCAAAAAGUGGCUUAACCAGGUGAUCCUGUGGUCGGGACUCCUCUGUGCCCUGGGCACCUCCGUGGUGGGCAAUUUUCAGCAAAAGAAUCAGCAGGCCACCCACCUGACAGGGGCCUUCUUUGCCUUCUUCGUGGGCCAUGCCUACUUCUGGCUGCAGCUCCUUCUCUCCUGGAGGAUGAAGAAGAGCCUGCCCCAGCCCGGGACCCCUUGGAUCAGGCCACUCCGCUUGGUCCUCUGCAGCCUCUGCACCAUCCUCAUGGUGACCAUGGUCAUCCUCCACACCAGCCGCCGACGCUCUGCUGCUGCCGUCUGCGAGUGGGCCGUCGCCAUGCUGCUCUUUGUGCUCUUCGGCCUCUUGGCUGUGGACUUUUCCGAGCUACACCGCUGCACCCUGUGCCUCCAGUCGGGCCCCAGCCUCAGCCUUGCGCCCACCUCCCCGGUCUCCCCUGAGGCCCAGUCAUCGUCCCAGCUCUUCUGACCCAGGUCUUGCCCUCGGGAGCAGAGGGAAAAGAAGCCAACCCUCCGGAUCCCUCCACGACUCCCCAAGAUGGGGAUGAACCUUUGGGGACAGGCCUUCGGGGAUGAACUGUCGAGAACAAACCGUCAGGGAUGAACACUGAAGAACAUGCCCUCUCUGCCCCACCGGGAACCUAGUGCAGUGUGGCGGGGCUGAAACCUGGUCCACUGGCAUCUUUUGUGUCUUUCAGCCGCUGCCAUCUGGCCCCACCCCCUGCACUCAGGGCCACCCAGGAAGCGAGAGGCCACGGCCAGCCAUCCAUCCCUGAUCAAGGAUAUUUAUUUUUGUUAUUA